ACGAGACUGAAAAAUUCAACACUUCUCUUCACAUCAAGUUGCCUCAGUGCAAAAAUCCGAAAACCCAACUAAUCUUUCUAAAAAAAAGUUCCUCAUAUUUAUUCGUCAAACAUUUGACCGUUUUUUGUCAUUUUUUUCUUCACUUUCAAAGUAAAAAUGAAAUGCCAUUACGAAGUUCUUGGUGUCCCAUUAAAUGCAUCAGACGAUGAUCUAAAAAAAUCUUACAGGAAACUUGCUCUUAAAUGGCAUCCUGAUAAAAAUCUAGAUAAUUCUGAUGAAGCUAAGAGAGAAUUUCAGUUUAUUCAGGCUGCUUAUGAAGUGCUCAGUGAUCCUCAAGAAAGGGCUUGGUAUGAUAAACACAGGGAUGCAAUUCUACUUGGAGCAAAAGGUGCAGAAUAUCAAGAAAAUGCUGUAAAUUUAUUUGAGUACUUCACAUCGGCAUGCUAUUCUGGGUAUGGAGAUGACAAGCAAUCUUUCUACUCCGUGUAUAGUGAAUUGUUCAGCAAAAUUGCUGCUGAAGACAUGGAGUUUUCACAAGAUCAAGACAGUGAUUUUGAAAUUCCUGAUUUUGGCAAUUCCACCAGUGACUAUAGUGAGGUUGUACGCACGUUUUAUGCCUAUUGGAGUGCGUAUUGCACUCUGCGUCCAUAUUCUUGGUUAGAUAAGUAUAACAUUGAUACUUUAAAGGAAGCACCACGGAGGAUACAACGGCUUAUGGAGAAAGAUAACAAAAAAUUAAGAGAUGCAGGCCGUAAACAAAGGAAUGAAGAAGUUAGGGCCCUGGUAAAUUUCGUUCGUAAACGAGAUCCUCGUGUCAAGGCCUACAUAAAAUUACUUGAGGAGAAGACCGCUCAAAAUGCAUUAAAGACAAAACUUCAACAAGAACGACAUCGUGAAAAAAGGCGGCAGCUUCUUGAAGAAACUACGAGCCCGACCAAGUUUGGCUUCACAGAAAUGUCUGACUUAGAAAAACAGCUAAGGGAUAUUGAAGCUCAGUAUGCUUCAUCUGCCGAAUCAUCUGAUUCAGAUAGCGAAGCAGAGGUUGAAGAGGAAGAAAAUGAUGAUGUUGUUCAAGAAAAUAAGGAAGGAUCUGAAGAUGAAGGGAAGGAAGGGAUAUUAGAUGAAUCAAAUGAAGAUAAUAAUCCGAAAGAAGAAAAUUCCUCGGAAAACGCCACAAAUAAUGUUACCGAUGACGAUAGUGACUUUGAUGAUGACCCACUGGAUUUAUACUGCCCUGCCUGUAAAAAGAAUUUUAAAACUGUAAAAUCGAGAGAAAGCCACGAUCGAAGCAAAAAGCAUCAAAUCAAAGUUCGAGCUUUGCGAAAGACAAUGUUAGAAGAAGAGGAAGAAUAUUCUAGCUAACAAUAAUCUUCGUCCCAAUUUCUGGAAUGAAGUAAUUUUAAAAUUAUAUUCUGGAAAUAUACUGGGCAAACUGCAAAAUUGAAA
This is a messenger RNA of Daphnia pulicaria, 1446 nucleotides long. RefSeq names its product dnaJ homolog subfamily C member 21-like. Gene Ontology annotation, cellular component: cytoplasm. The record is from RefSeq and is a predicted model, not a curated record. NCBI's taxonomy places the organism in Eukaryota, Metazoa, Arthropoda, Branchiopoda, Diplostraca, Daphniidae. Bases 157 to 1362 code for a protein of 401 amino acids. The transcript is spliced from 8 exons.